AUGGGUCGCAUGCAUUCGAAGGGUAAGGGUAUCUCCAAGUCGGCUCUGCCGUACAGCCGCACGCCUCCCUCGUGGCUGAAGACAUCGCCCGAGGAGGUCGUCCAGCAGAUUGUCAAGCUGGCCCGUAAGGGUGUGACGCCUUCGCAGAUUGGCGCUCAGCUUCGUGACAGCCAGGGUAUUGCCCAGGUCCGCUACGUCACUGGUAACAAGAUUCUCCGUAUCCUCAGGAGCGAGGGUCUCGCCCCUGAGAUCCCUGAGGACCUCUACCACCUCAUUAAGCGUGCCGUCUCCGUGCGCAAGCACCUUGAGCGCAACCGCAAGGACGCCGACAGCAAGUUCCGUCUCAUUCUUAUCGAGUCGCGUAUUCACCGUCUCACGCGCUACUACAAGACCACGGGUGCCGUUCCCCCUUCGUUCAAGUACGAGUCGUCGACGGCCUCGACCCUUGUGGCUUAA
This is a messenger RNA of Malassezia restricta, 456 nucleotides long. Its product is annotated as small subunit ribosomal protein S13e. The transcript has 2 exons. The coding region runs from base 1 to 456 and encodes 151 amino acids. Gene Ontology annotation, biological process: translation. The record is from RefSeq and is a predicted model, not a curated record. Gene Ontology annotation, cellular component: ribosome; nucleolus; cytosolic small ribosomal subunit. Lineage: Eukaryota; Fungi; Basidiomycota; Malasseziomycetes; Malasseziales; Malasseziaceae. Gene Ontology annotation, molecular function: small ribosomal subunit rRNA binding; structural constituent of ribosome.